GAGGAGUCCGGGCAGUCUGGAGGGGGACAACAUGUAGUUAGUUCAGCACAGACUGUGUGAAUUAAAAAUUCAGACCUCAGUGUUCCUUUUCCUCUGUUGUAUUCACCUGGAAACUCAUUUGUGUUUUUAACAUCCACCCGACACCAUGUUCCUCCGCGGAUCAAAAAAGCGACGGUCCAACCGCUCGCAGGAGGAAGAGGACCCAGACAGAGGGCAGCCCUGUAUGCGCUGUGGGGACCAGUGCCCCGGCUUCCGGGUCCAUGGCUGGAGGAAGAUCUGUGUACACUGCAAGUGUGUGCGAGAGGAGCAUGCAGUGCGCUCGGUUCCGGGCCAGCUGGAAAAGAUGAUGACGAAGCUGGUAUCAGACUUCCAGAGGCACUCCAUCUCCGACGACGACUCGGGCUGCGCCUCAGAGGAGUACGCAUGGGUCCCACCUGGGCUCAAGCCUGAACAGGUCUACCAGUACUUUAGCUGCUUGCCAGAGGACAGGGUGCCUUAUGUGAACAGUCCAGGGGAGAGAUACCGAAUCAAACAGCUGCUGCACCAGCUGCCAGCCCACGACAGUGAGACCCAGUACUGUAACUCUCUGGACGAGGAGGAGAAGAAGGAGCUGCGUUUGUUCAGUCAGCAGAGGAAAAGAGAAAACCUGGGCAGAGGCGUCGUCAGACUCUUCCCAGUAACUAUGACGGGAGCCAUCUGCCAACAGUGUGGCAGACAGAUCUGCGGUGGAGACAUAGCGGUGUUUGCCAGUCGGGCAGGACACAGCAGCUGUUGGCACCCUCAGUGUUUCCAGUGUGCCACCUGCAGCGAGCUGCUCGUCGAUCUGAUUUACUUCUUCCAGGACGGACAAAUCUACUGCGGCCGGCACCACGCUGAGAGGCUCAAGCCCCGCUGCCAGGCCUGCGAUGAGAUUAUUCUGGCAGAUGAAUGUACAGAGGCAGAAGGGAGAUACUGGCACAUGAAGCACUUCUGUUGUUUUGAGUGCGAGGCCGCGCUGGGCGGUCAGCGUUACAUCAUGAGAGAGAGUCGACCGUACUGCUGCUCCUGCUACGAGUCCCUGUAUGCAGAGUACUGCGAUACCUGCGGAGAACACAUAGGUAUUGAUCAGGGCCAGAUGACAUAUGAGGGUCAGCACUGGCACGCCGUGGAGUCGUGUUUCUGCUGCGCCCGCUGUCGACUCCCCCUGCUGGGACGUCCCUUCCUCCCUCGAGCGGGGCUCAUCUUCUGCUCCAGGCCCUGCUCGCUGGGUGAAGACCCCAACAACUCCGACUCCUGUGACUCUGCGCUGCAGAGCAAACCGCCUCAGCACAGACGCUGUGAGACAGCAGGGAAACAGCAGCAGCCACAGUGCGGUUCUCCAUUGCAGCCACCAGAGGGCAUCACUGCUCCUAUAACUCCUGCAAAAGACUGCAUUCACACUGCAGUGGGAAACAGAGGAGUCCACUGCACUGCUCCAGUUCAAAACGGACUUCCUUCACCCAGUGGUCAUCCUCAUCCAAGAGGCUCCUACUCACCUCUCCCCCACAUCCAUCUAGGAAAUGGCUUAGGUCCAUCUUGGCCCAGCGAUCUUCCACAUUACAGUUUACUGCCAGGAGACUCUGGCGUCAAACCUCCUGCUGGUGGAGAGCUCAAUGGAAAUACUGGACUGACUGGUCUGAAUUCAAGAGGAACCUCUACUGCUAAAGACUGUAGGAACUGGGUGGAAAGGACGAAUCAAGUUAUGCAAGUGUUUCCUCCUCAGAAAAACUCCCACCUCAUUUCACCUGACUCGCCUCCCCUCUCGCCCAACAACUCCUCCAUCCUACCACCUCCUCUGCCCCUCAAGUCUCGUGACCUGAUGCCCCAGGACUCACCCCCACCCCCAAACCUCCCCCAGCCUGAAGACAGACCCUCUGACUCUCCGCCCCCGCUGACUCGAAGUGGCACAGCGAGGGUCAGCUUCAGAGAGCCAAUCAGCAGCAGCUACUCUGUCGACGAGGACGAGGAUGAAGAGGAGAAUGAGGAGGGGCUGCGAGAGGGCGAGGAGAAUCAGCAGGAGGAGGACGAGGUGGAGGGAGGUUUCGGAAGCAGGUUACAUCUGCAGAAAGGCAUCCCUCCACAGAUGGAUCUGCUGGAUGGAUCCUCUUACCACCAGCGUAGCCUGCGGCGAGGGUGGAGCCGUUGCCGUAUCCCCUCCGACCCCGUUCUCCACCCGGGAGCAGAGAGGCGCUCCCGACGCUCGCGGUCCGACCGUCCUCGGCUGGACACCCUGGACUGGAGAGGCGAGAAAGACAGGGACAGCCGGGGCUCCGCCAACACCUCCUCACUGACCCUCCAGCUGGGCCACUACAAACACGAAGACUCCUGCUCCACGUGCUCUUCAUCCUCAGACUCAGAAGAAGAGGGCUUCUUCCUGGGACAGCCCAUUCCUCUUCCUCCGCAGCUCAGGAAGCAGCAACCUGAGGCGAGCAAAGACAGAGAGGAGGAGGAGGAGAGGGAGGUGCAGAGAGACAGGGGACUGAGAGGCAGCAUACGGCGGAGGAGAGCUCACAGCCUUGGUGCAAAGGACAAAGAUAAAAACUGUGCUAUCUCCUAACCCCCAACAUCAAAACAUAGCGUGUUAUUUUCUAAAUUAUGGUGCACAAGAAGAACUGAUGGUCCUUCAUUACUCUGGUAUUCAAGCUGUUUAUCAGUUUCAUGAUGGUGACACAGAGUUCAACACACAGCCAUUGUUCCUGACACACUACAACAACAGAAGCACAACGAACCUCAGAGAAGUCACUACGUUUAGCUUCACGGUAUUGACAUGUUACAGUGUAAAAAUGUGAGUGUAUGAACCGUGUGAGUAAGUGAUGAAUGUGGAGUGAUUAUUGUUGUAACAUCCAAACGAGGACUCACACCUGUGUUGCAGUUUAUUUGAACACAACCUGCAGUGACCCUGAAGUGAAAGGCUCUUUAACGUCACCUUGAUUUACAUAUGCAAACUUUCAGUAGCAUGUAUGACCAGGAACUGACAGCUCAUUCCUCCAUCGUGGUUUGGAACAGGAAUAUUAAAUAUAUCUUAUGUUUAACUCCACUGUAACCAUCUUUAUGUGCUCUUAUGUGCAAUUUUUAUACAGCUGUAAUAUAUUACAGUUAUGAAAACUGAAUGGCCAAAAUAUUACUGUCAAAGUAUCACAGAGGAAAAUUUGAGUACAUUUUUAGAGGUUAAAGGGACAGUUCACCCCAAAAUCAAAAAUAUGUAUUUUCACUCUUACCUGUAGUGCUGUUUAUCAGUCUAGAUUGUUUUGGUGUGAGUUGCUGAAUGUUGGAGAUAUCAGCCGUAGAGAUGUCUGCCUUCUCUCCAAUACAAUGGAACUAGAUGGCACUUGGCUUGUGGUGCUCAGAGUGCCAAAAAAAAUACAUUUGAAAAUCUUUCUACUGAACUACACCCACCAACCUUAUCCCCACGCAGAAAGAAGCAUGUGUCUACUCAUGGACGAGAGGCUCAUGACAGUGUGAGAUGAAAACGUAAUUGGUGUCCUCGGCUGAGCUGUAACUUUAGCUCAGUAGUGCUACGUAAGGUAGCAGUAGAUGCACGCUUCCUCCUGUGCAGUGAUACAGUUGGCAGGUGUAGUUCGGUAGAAAGAAAAUAGUUCCUGCAUGAAACUGCUCACAACAAGGUGUGUGGGUUAUCUUGAGUAACUGGGUCAUGAUUUCUGGAAGGAGACAUUGCUGUUGAGUUUUCAAAAUGUAUUUUGGUGCUUGUGACAGCAGGGCUGCAAAUAACGAUCUUUUUUUUUAUUUUAAUUUAUAUAUAUUUAUAUACAGUAUAUAUAUAUAUACUUUAUUAAUCCCCGAGGGGAAAUUCAAUUUUUUUUCCACUCUGUUUGUCAAUUACGCACAGGUCCGAACACACACAUGCACAAACUGGACCUAUACAUGCACUAAGUGGAGAGGUGUCAGAGUGGGCUGCCCAUGACAGGCGCUCCGAGCGGGUGGGGGGUUUGUUGCCUUGCUCAGGGGCACCUCGGCAGUGCCCAGGAGGUGAACUGGCACCUCUCCAGCUACCAGUCCACGCUCCAUAUUUUUUUGUUCCGGACGGGGACUUGAACAGGCGACCCUCCGGUUCCCAACCCAAGUCCCUAUGGACUGAGCUACUGCCGAUUAAUCUGUUGAUUAUUUUCUCAAUUAAUCGAUUAGUUGUUUGGUUUAUAAUGUGUCAGAAAAUGGUGAAAAUGUCUAUCAGUGUUUCCCAAAUUCCACGAUGAUGUCCUCAAAUGUCUUGUUUCAUCCACAGCCCAAAGAUAUUCAGUUUACUGUCAUAUAAGAGUAAAGAAACCAGAAAAUGUUCACACAAAAGUAGCUGGAAUCUGAGGAUUUGGACAUUUUUUGCUUUAAAAAAUUACACAAACUGAUGAAUUGAUUAGUUGCCAAUUGAAUAAAUAGUUGACACCUAAUUGAUGAAUCAUUGCAGCUCUACCUGAAAGUGCGAGAUCUAAACAUCAAUGGCGUCCUCCUCAGCUGAGCUGUAAUGUUAGCUAGCUCAGUGGUGUUAGGUGAGCUAGCAGGAGAUGCACGCUUCCCUUAGUGCAGUGAUAGAGUUAGCAGGUAUAGUUCAGAAGAAAGAAAAUAGUUCCUACAUGAAACUGCUCACAACAAGGUCUUUGGAUUAUCUUGAGUGACCAGGGGUCUCAUUUAUGCGUACAUUGCAUACGUAUUUAACGAGGCCUGAAAGAGCCGUUUGCCACUUCCCACGGAAAAGUUGGGAUCUAUAAAAACAGACUUGAUGGGAGAAACUUUGACCCAUGCUUACGAAUACUUUGGGGUCGGGAAAGUGGUGACACAGAUGGUGAAGUGGAAGCCUGAUUGUAGAUUUUUUUAAAUAUUUUUUGACGCAUGCUGUUUUUGGCUUUUGUUCCUACGUAUAUUUUUAGUAUGGAUCCUACACACUGUUUUAUAAAUUAGACCCUUGGUCAUGAUUCCUAGUAAGAGACAUUGCUUUUGAGCUUUUCAAAUGUGUUUUCUAGCGUUUUGAGCACCACAAGCUGAGUGACAUCUAGUUUUAUUAUAUUGGAGAGAAGGCAGAUAUCGACACCAACACUCGAUAGCACCAAAACAGUGUAGACUGAUAAAUAGCAUGACAGGUAAGAGUAAAAAAUAUGUGUUUUGAUUUUGGGGUGAACUUUACCUUUAAUUUUGUUUCUGUGUCCAAACAAAAUACUGCAACAUUUGUAUAUAUUCAUGUCUUUAAUCAAAAAACACUUGUAUGACUUUAAGGUCAUUUAUUUUUAUAUCCUUGGUGUAGGUCGCUGUUCUUUCUUGUUUUAUUUCAGGCAAAAAGAAAAGAUUAGAACUUCUGUUUCUCUGACUUUGUGAGACAACUUUACGUUGACAUUAAAUUUGU
Epinephelus moara (kelp grouper) is the source of this 5365-nucleotide messenger RNA. It is a transcript of the gene prickle3, whose product is annotated as prickle homolog 3. The transcript is spliced from 11 exons. Lineage: Eukaryota; Metazoa; Chordata; Actinopteri; Perciformes; Serranidae. Gene Ontology annotation, molecular function: zinc ion binding. The record is from RefSeq and is a predicted model, not a curated record. The coding region runs from base 146 to 2575 and encodes 809 amino acids.